Coffea eugenioides is the source of this 1586-nucleotide messenger RNA. RefSeq lists its product as uncharacterized. NCBI's taxonomy places the organism in Eukaryota, Viridiplantae, Streptophyta, Magnoliopsida, Gentianales, Rubiaceae. Bases 357 to 1328 code for a protein of 323 amino acids. The transcript has 3 exons. The record is from RefSeq and is a predicted model, not a curated record.
UUUUUGUAUCCCUAACACCACUCUCACAAUUAUCCCACGAUUAUUUCAUCUCUCUCUCUCUCUCUCUCUUUUUUUUAAAUCCCCCUUUUGGCAUAUAAUCUAAUAUUAUAUGCAAAAUCCCCAAGUUUAAAUAAGAAAAAAGAAAAGAACAAAAUCCCACUUAAACCCCAUCAUCCCUUCCACUUCUGUUGGUCGACUGCUAAAAGAACAACCCGCACCUCUUUUAAUCAAGUACUAGUGCGAUCCUUCCUUCCUUCCUUCCUUCUUUAGCCUUUACUUUUGGGUUGGGACUUGGGAAGUAAAGAGCUGAAAAAAAAAAAUUCCCAAUUGCAGCAAAACAGAAAAUAGGAAUCAAAAUGCACGCAAAAACAGACUCAGAGGUUACAAGCUUAGCACCAUCUUCGCCAGACCACGCAAGGCGUCCGGUUUACUACGUCCAGAGCCCAUCUCGUGACUCUCACGAUGGCGAGAAGACCACGACGUCGUUUCACUCGACUCCCAUUCUUAGUCCGGCUGGCUCGCCACCUCACUCUCACUCCUCCGUCGGCCGUCACUCUAGGGAGUCGUCUACCAGCCGCUUCUCCGGCUCCCUCAAGCCUGGAUCCAGGAAGAUCAACCCAAACGACGGCGGAUCGGGUGGGAAUAGACACCCUGGCCAUAAGGGCCAAAAACCAUGGAAAGAGUGUGACGUGAUUGAGGAGGAAGGAUUGCUUGAAGACCAAGAGUCACGAAAGCCCCUUCCCAGGCGGUGCUAUUUUCUCGCCUUCGUUGUGGGUUUUUUCCUGCUUUUUUCUCUCUUUUCACUCAUCUUGUGGGGUGCUAGUAGACCUCAGAAGCCCAAGAUCACCAUGAAGAGCCUUACAUUUGAGAGAUUUGCGAUUCAAGCUGGUUCGGAUGAUACGGGAGUAUCUACUGAUAUGAUCUCCAUCAACUCCACCUUGAAAUUCAAUUUCCGCAAUACUGCUACAUUUUUUGGUGUGCAUGCUACCUCAACCCCUGUUGAUUUAUCAUACUUUGAGCUCACCGUUGGAUCCGGAACAAUGAAGAAUUUUUAUCAAUCGAGAAAGAGUCAGAGAACUGUAACUGUAUCAGUGAUCGGGAACAAGAUUCCUUUGUAUGGAAGUGGAGCUAGUUUGAGCACCACCCCAACAGGGACCACCAGCCAGCCAGUGCCACUGAAGUUGAACUUUGUGGUGCGAUCAAGAGCUUACGUUUUGGGCAAAUUGGUGAAGCCAAAGUUCUAUAAGAAAAUCGAAUGCUCGAUCGUCUUUGAUCCCAAGAAACUUAAUGCCCCCAUCCCAUUAAAGAACGAUUGCACAUACAAUUGAUGAUUAUGACUUUAUGAUGUGGAAUGGAUGCUUGGUUCUUUCUUUUCUUUUUCUUUUCGGUUUCUUGUCAUUGAAGAGAAUGGUGAUUGAGGAAUGAGGAAUUGAGAAGACAGGGACAGCUAAGCCUACUGGCAUGGGUUCCUUGGCACCGGUUUUAUGACUUUCUGGGGUUUUUUUGCCAUUGUACCUACCCGUGGAGCGUGAAACUGUGAAUCGUGAAAUACAGGCUGGAUUUUGGCCGUGAACCGCGUGAAAUCA